CUCAAACGGUAGAUUUUGUUCUGGGAAACAGGAGCAGGCAAGACACUUCCAGAAGGCUUGCAGUUGCUCGAGGAUUAAGAUCUGUAUUGCGGAGUUACACUGGUUUUAUGUUAAAAACUCUACUGUGCCUUUAAACAGAGGCCUAAGGUGACAUGAAUAUUUUUCAUUAAGCUCAGGAUUCAGGCUUCACAACGGAAUGAAUCAUCUGCUGUUCAUCUCACUCUGUCUCAGUCUCUGUUGUUCUGCAUUGGGUGCAGCAGUUACUCCUCUCUGUAGCUCUGUGUACAGGGGCUUUGCAGAGUGUCUAGUUACUCUGGGAGACAGUGUAAGCAGCCAGUCUGACAACAUUCAGGACAUCAACUCCAUCUGCAAAUCUUGGGAUGCCUUCCAGGUGUGUGUGAGUGGUGUGCUGUCAGGUUGCCGUGGUGAUGCGGCAGAGGUAUGGGAGUCCUUAAGAGAGGAGUCUCGCCGGACACAGUUUUCUGGGAACCUUUACGAAAUGUGUGCCAGCCGCACUCAAGCUACCACCCUGAAACCUUCCCAGACUCUACUGAGUACUGACCAGACCAAUCAGGAGUCUUUAAAAGGACUUGCUGCAAGCAGUGACCACACCCAUUCUAUGCAGUUGCUUCUGACAUGCAUGUCUCUCAUUUUAGUCCGAUAAUAGCACCUCACAUCUGUUCAGACUACAAGCCAGUUUUGCUAGUAGUAGACAACGGGUGGUGUAAAUUAUGUACAUAAUAACAUAAUGGUGAGACAUGCAAGGUAACAAAAUUAAGAUCUCUGCUCUUUAAAUUAAAUUUAAUGUGUCAUAUGUUUGUUGAAUGAAAUUCUAAAUCUUAACAGAACAGUUCCUACAGUGCUGCAGUGCUAGUCCCAUAAGCCAAUUUGUUACAAUAAAUAGGUUUAUUAGGAACCAGUGGUGAACCGUGACUUUUAGUGCUAGGCCUUAAAUUUAAGCUGUAAAUGCCAAAACGCAGUCAAAGCAUGAGAAUAAAAAAACAUUUCCAUUUGCUAAUUUCUGUAGCAUUUUUCUACCUUAACUAUAUCUACCUAGAUAUCAUGAAAAAAUUAAACCAUUUCUGACUGAUCAAUUUUCCAUCCACAAUAUGAAGAAUUAACUCUUGUUUCCAUACAGCACUCAAAUUACACACUUGUAUUUUUAGUUGCCAGAAAUCAUUUUCAACAAGUUUUAGGCCUUGAAGAUUAAUCUCAUAGAAUAGGUUCAUGUUACACUUGUACAGUUAGAGAAUGCAGACUGUCCGACGGCUUGUAAUUAGUGUUAGCCUUCCGCUAGCCCUUCAUUAAUGUUAGCAAGCAAAGUUUAUUUAUAAAGCGCUUUUUACAACAAGUGUUGUCACAAAGCAGCUUUACAGAGCAAUCAGUAUUACCGAAAGAAAAUCCAGUCCCAAACUCCUUAAGGGCAAGAGGAAGAGACCUUGAGAGAAACCAAGACUC
This is a messenger RNA of Pygocentrus nattereri (red-bellied piranha), 1458 nucleotides long. RefSeq names its product neuritin 1-like b (gene nrn1lb). The record is from RefSeq and is a predicted model, not a curated record. NCBI's taxonomy places the organism in Eukaryota, Metazoa, Chordata, Actinopteri, Characiformes, Serrasalmidae. The transcript is spliced from 3 exons. Gene Ontology annotation, cellular component: plasma membrane. The coding region runs from base 197 to 664 and encodes 155 amino acids. Gene Ontology annotation, biological process: neuron projection extension; nervous system development.